AUGCAUGAAAGCGAUGAAUUAAGCGACUUUGUAGGUGGUGUGCCUAAUAAUGCCCUUAUAUUACAAAAUGAAAGAUCAAAUAAUGAUCAACCUGUUCAUCCAGCGCAAAAUUUGAUCUAUGCCAGUAUUAUUGGUCUAGGAUUGUUUUUUAUCAUAAUUUUCAUAUGUAUGAUAUGGUUACGGCCGCGAAAACACGAUGAAUCGAUAGAGAUGAAUACAUUUGUAAUAGUAUCGACGAUAACAACAGCAACGACAACAACUGUGAAAACUACUAAACUUGAAUCGAUUAUUACAAGACAGAAAACAACAUCAGUUUUGACCAGCACAACGACGACAGAAACACCCUCAUCUAUAUCAGUUAGACCAACAACAACAAGAAAUCAACAAGUAUUAGACAUUUGUAUUCCAAUCAGUUGGAAUCAAACGGGAGAAAUCUUACUUCGAAGCGAUUAUGUAGAAAGUUUUAUUGUAGAUACUGAUCUCAAUAUAUAUAUUUCUAAUUCAAAUUUGAAUACGUUGCAAAAAUGGCUUCCGGGUGCUGAUAAACCGAUUAAUCUGUUUCAAGGACAUUUUCUCGGAACUCCAUUAUUUUAUCAUUCAUUGACAAAUUCAAUUUACUUUUAUUACAUGUUUCAUGAUGUUCCUGGUAUAUAUAAAUUAGUUAAUGGGAAUCCUACACCAAUACGUGUAUUUAGUGCAAAUGGAACAGGUUGGAAUAUAAACGAACUUGACAGAGGUUGUAAUGGAUUAUAUGUUGAUUCCAAAAAUGAUGUUUAUGUAUUGGACAGUGGUCAUCACCGUGUUGUUAAAUGGAUAAAUAAUGGUACUUCGCAAAUACUUGUUGCUGGAAGGAAACAAGAUGAAUCAAAUUCGGAUCAAAUUGAUAUGGCAUCAGCAUUAGCUGUAGAUGAGCAAAACAACCAUAUAUAUGUUCAAACACAUCUUAAAUUUCGACAAGCCAUAAGACGAUUCUCAGAUGGAUCUGUUUAUGGAACAGUUAUCUUUGGUGGUGGUCCUAAGACAGCUCUUUCUGAUGCACCCGCAGAUUAUAUUGAACCUCAAGCGAUACUGUUAGAUAAAAUGGGAAAUGUUUUAAUUGGAGAAUCUGGUAAAGUUACGAGAUGGUCGAUAAAUGCUGAAUAUCUUGGUAUCGCUAUUGGAGGAGUAUCGACUAAUGGAACAAAAAUGUCGUUCCCUGAUCGAAUAGCAUUUGAUAAAUACGGAAACUUAUAUGUCUAUGAUCAUGACGAGAAAAAGUUGGUUAGAUUCAAUGUUAAUUCCACUUCAUGUAAAAAUUAA
Adineta ricciae is the source of this 1299-nucleotide messenger RNA. The record is from the annotation of a GenBank genome assembly. NCBI's taxonomy places the organism in Eukaryota, Metazoa, Rotifera, Eurotatoria, Adinetida, Adinetidae.